Gekko japonicus is the source of this 4027-nucleotide messenger RNA. It is a transcript of the gene TTF1, whose product is annotated as transcription termination factor, RNA polymerase I. The transcript has 11 exons. NCBI's taxonomy places the organism in Eukaryota, Metazoa, Chordata, Lepidosauria, Squamata, Gekkonidae. The record is from RefSeq and is a predicted model, not a curated record. Bases 113 to 2308 code for a protein of 731 amino acids.
AGAUGGUUUGGGAAACAGGGAUUGGACUGACGGAGGGACACUGGUCAAAAAGAAGAGAGCCAAGGCCUUUGUAGCCAAUCAGGAUGAGGCUAGCAAAGUCUCUGCUGGGCCCAUGCAAAAUAGGACUGACCCAAGUUCAGACGAGCACAAGGAGGCCAUCCACAGCAGUGCAGAGGACUCACAAGUGGAGCUCUUCACCUCCUCACCGUGUAAAACGCAGCAUUCAGGCCUCUCUCAGAAGAAAGCAGCAACCAAGUUGGCCGCUUCUACUGAACUGGGUAGCCCUGUUGCACCAAGGAAGUCACUCAAGCAUAAAGGAUCUUCUGGCGUGAAAGACUCUGAUAGUACCGAUGUUACACCAAGGAAGCCACACAAACAUAAAAAGUCUUCUGGCAUGGAAGACUCUGAUACUACCGACGUUACACCAGGGAAACCCCGCAAGCAUAAAAGGUCUUCUGGCAUGGAAGACUCUGAUAGUAUCGAUGUUACACCAAGGAAGCCACACAAACAUAAAAAGUCUUCUGGCAUGGAAGACUCUGAUACUACCAACGUUACACCAGGGAAACCCCGCAAGCAUAAAAGGUCUUCUGGCAUGGAAGAUUCUGAUAGUACCGAUGUUACACCAAGGAAGCCACACAAACAUAAAAAGUCUUCUGGCGUGGAAGACUCUGAUACUACCGACGUUACACCAAGGAAACCCCGCAGGCAUAAAAAACCUUCUGGCACGAAAGGCUCUGACCAUACCGAUGUUACACCAAGGAAGCCCCGCAAGCAUAAAGAAUCUUCUGGAAUGGAAGACUCUGACGGUUCCAGUGUAGGUUUUGAAGAGACUGCAAAGUCUGUUACCGAUCACGACCAGAUAAAAAACAAAUCACAGGGCAAACUUUUCCCUUCAGAAGACAGCAGUGAGUUACCAGAGAUCCUCAAAGAUGUGGGAAAAUUGUCUUCCAUGGGGAGUCCUGCUUCUCAGGCAUCUUUCGUAGAGGAGAAUGAGUUUCUGGACGCUUCUGAGCUUGUUUUACCAGAUCUGGAUACAGCCACCCAGGAGCUGGGGGAGUUCAUUCCACACGUGAGGAAUCUCUCUGCUUCAGCCAUCAGACAGCUGGCCACACGAGAUCUGGUCCGGUUUAGAAACUUCAAGCAAAAGGGUAUUGCCGUGAAGUUUGGCAAGUUUACUAAGAAGGAGAACGACCAGCUGAGAAAGAACGUGGAGGCCUUCUUGAAGGAGAGCGGCAUAGAAAGCGCUGAAAAGCUCUUGUUCACCCACCGCUUUCCAGAAGAGAGAGCAGCCAUCCGAAAGCUGAAAGCCGAGCAUUUCUUCGGCAUCAGGAUCGCGGAAGGAAUUCCACGACCCUGGAGACUUGUGUAUUAUCGAGCAAGGAAAAUCUUUGACCCCAAUAAUAACAGCGGCAGGUAUUCUGAUCAAGAGAAGAGGAAGCUGUUGGAAUACCAGGCCAUCUAUGGCAACAACUGGAAAAAGAUUUCCGAACUGAUGUCUCGAACCAGCCACUCAGUCGCACUGAAGUACUCGCAGAUUAAGUCUAAGCCCAAAACUGGCCCGUGGAGCAAAGAGGAGACGAAGAGACUUCUUCAGGCUGUUGAAGAGACGCUGCAGGAGAACUGCAAGGAGUUUGACUCAGGUCCGGAGGAGGAGGAGGAGGAUAAAUGCAAAGCUCUCUCCGUGGAGCGUGAGAAUCUCUACAAGGGAAUCUCAUGGGUGGAAGUCGAAGCCAAAGUGGGCACCAGGCACUGGAGGCAGUGCAAGCAGAAGUGGAUGUCAAUCGUAACCAAGAGGAUGUCCGGCGGGCGGGUGAUAGCCGGGAGGGCCCAGAGUUUGCAGUUGAAGAUCAACCUGAUUGAAAGGUUGUAUGAACUGAACAUUGAGGAUGCGAACGAUGUCGAUUGGGAAGUUCUCUCCAGUAUUAUAGGGGACGUGUGGGAGAGGAUGGCCCUUUCCCUGGGAGGUUAUUAUGUCCAGAGGAGAUUUUACAAGCUCAAGGCUACUCGGGUCCCCUGUUGGAACCGAAAGACCUUUCCCGAAAUCAUCGAUCACCUGCAUGAAGUGACCCUUCCGAAGCUAAAAGCGUUGCUGAAAUCGAAAAGGGCAGGUGGUGCCGCCAGAGCGCAAGCCACUCCCGUCAAGAAGCAGAGGAAAGUGUUUCAGCUCCAAGACAUCUUUCAGGAGAGCAGCGACGAGCUGAUAGAUGAUUCUGAGGAUGAGCUGCAGGCAGAGGGCGGCGCAGGUGGCUCGGGAGAGCUUCUGACCGGAAGGAAGGAGGGGCAGAGCGGAGGCCCAGAGAGAAAAUAGUAGAUAAGAGUUUUAUUUUUAUGGCGUUUCGUAUUGGAUCCCUGGCAGCUUCGGGUAAGCGGUAUGGAAGUGGAGGGCAGGCUCCCCCCCCCCCCCGGUCUGACAGCCACCGUCUCUCCCCUCUGCUGGUGGACCCUCCCUCAACAAAGAUGCAAACUUUGCAUCUCCUUGUGAUCAGUAUGCCCUGUAUUUGCACAGAGACGGCAUUGGCGCCAUUCAGGGCUGGCGCAAGGGCACUGUGGCACCACCGGCCAGCCACUGGGGCAGGCGCACGCACACACAAAACCCACCCGAGCCCCGGAGACGGAGGGCCAGGAGUGCAGCGGAGCUGGCUGCCGCCUGCUCUUCUUCCGUCCCUCCCUCUCUUGCAGGGUGCGGCGGGGGAAGGAAGCUGGGUAAGUUGCGGCACUCCAAGCCUCCUCACCCUCCCCAGACGGUGGGUCUGGCAGCUGCCUGCUGUCCCUCCUUCACCAGAGACGGUGAUUAGGGCUACCUGGGCGGUGGCACUGGGACAGGGGUUGCUCCUCAGGCUGCCCUGGCAAGCAUUGGUCGGUGUUCCUGGCCGCCUGGCACCCUAGGCGAUUGCCUAGGUCUGCCUAAUGUGUGGGCCGGGCCACCCUCAGUUCCAUGAAUGCACAACUGCCGUCUUUGCUAAACGCCAAGGGAUUUUCCAGCAAUGCAGGGUCCAGGUCUGCCCACUGAUCAGUCGGCAGGCCAUUGGUGGACCUUAACAUUCCAGCCACUUUUUUACGGGGUAUGACUGACCCUCAGCCUGACCCAACAGUCCUCUGGUGCAGAUGCUGGGUCCAGUCAGUGCGGAACUCUGUAGGACCCAGCCUUGCCGGAGAGAGAGAGCAAGAGAGAGAGAUCCUCUUACGGGUAGGCACUUGGGUAGGAUCCUACCCCUGGUGGGUGAUGAAGGAACCUUCCGUGGAUCGGCAGACUAAAUUCCAGACACACAGGCUGCAAGUGGCCAGGCUGCCUUCUCUCAAACCACCAGCUUGCAUCUUUUUUCGAGCCCGUCUGCUUAGACAUGGAGCGGGGCGGGGAUGCCGUCAUCGAUCUGAAGUUGCAGUUUUAUGUUCCUUUGAGGGAAAUAAACACCACUGAGCACAGUGGGACUUGUUUCCAAGUAGACUUUUCUAGGAUUGGACCGUAAAGUUCGUUUUUGGAAGGAAAAGCUGGAUUUAAAAUUUCUCUCCUGUUGGAUACGAACGCCCCUUCUUUUAGGGGCACCUUAGGGCCUUUUUCUGAAGGCAUGAACCUGUGCAACUUUUUUUGGACUUAAUCAGGCGCUGGUUUCUGGUCUCCGUGUGAGAGAGGAGGUUCCAGAGCCCACCUGCCCUCUGGCUUGGCCCUGUGUGGGGCCGGGCUAUGCCAGGGCCCUCCGAGAACCUGCUCUCCGCCCGGACGUCUGGGGCACAAAGGGAUGUUCAGGUCUGAUCAUCAGUUCCCACCUGGGCGACAGCGGGUCGACGUUCUUUCUGUGCAAACCAAAAUCCCCGUCCAGUACAGGAUGCAGAAGCAGACUGGCCCAGCUUCUAGAACCAAGUUGUGCUCUGGUGCUGCCUGUGUUUUUGAAUAGCCCGGUACAGUCAGGAACUGAAGGAGCUUCAGAAUUCACCGUUCCAGGGAGCAAUGCCUUUGGUGUGCAAUUCGUUCCGUCGUCACCAGGGCUACUUAUCCUCAAUUUAAAGUGUGUUGGCUGCCCCCCCAGGG